Messenger RNA from Equus quagga, 2232 nucleotides. RefSeq names its product zinc finger SWIM-type containing 2 (gene ZSWIM2). Gene Ontology annotation, molecular function: ubiquitin protein ligase activity; zinc ion binding. NCBI's taxonomy places the organism in Eukaryota, Metazoa, Chordata, Mammalia, Perissodactyla, Equidae. The transcript has 9 exons. The record is from RefSeq and is a predicted model, not a curated record. The coding region runs from base 277 to 2184 and encodes 635 amino acids.
GCCGCCAGCUUUUCAAUCGGCCAGCCGGUUAUCAGAAAAACUCCUGAGAGAGGAGCAUUGCUUCCGGAAGGAGUGGAGGCGGCUGCGAGCUGUGGAAUCCACACCCGCCCGCACCUUCGCCGCCAGCCAGCCGGAGCUCUGCGCAAGGCACGCUGGGACCCGCGGAUCUCAACCACCGUCACCAAGGCAACCGGCGAGCGCGCGGUCGUCACGGAGACCGGCUAGCGCCUCGGGGAGCGUCGGCCGGCGGCAGCCUUCGCCCGCAGCCCAGGCAGGAUGCUUCGCCGGGGCUCUAAGGCCUCUGAAAGGCGAAGGCACUUGAGCGACCGCGUCAGCUGGCAACAAGAGCAGGCGCUGAGCAGCAGCAUCUACCUCCUACGAGAGAUGGGCCCCACCGGCUUCCUGCUGAGGGAGGAGGAGCCGGAACCCAGGGAUUUCCGAGUUUUUCUAGGAAAUCCUCAUAUUUGUAACUGUUCCACGUUUCUGAAAGGAGGGGAGCUUUGUAAGCAUAUAUGCUGGAUCUUGUUGAAAAAAUUCAAGCUUCCAAGGAAUCAUGAAUCUGCGUUGCAGUUAGGUCUUGUGGAAGGAGAAAUCAAUGAUCUGCUUCGGGGGAUACACCGAGUUCAAACUCCUCAACGAGGAACGAAUGACACAAAUGCACAUAUUGAAGAAGAUGGGUACAUUAAACAGAAAGAAAUUGCUUCAGAUGAUAUCUGCUCUAUUUGUCAAGAAGUACUUUUGGAGAAAAAGCUCCCUGUCACCUUUUGCAGGUUUGGCUGUGGCAAUAGUAUUCAUAUAAAAUGCAUGAAGAUCUUAGCUGAUUAUCAGGAUAUAUCGAACACUUCCAUGCUGAAAUGUCCUCUGUGUAGGCAUGAGUUUGCACCCUUAAAACUUAUUUUAGAGGAAUUCAAAAACUCUAGCAAACUUGUAACUGCAGCUGAGAAAGAACGACUGGACAAACACCUUGGAAUUCCCUGUAAUAUCUGUAAACAAUUUCCAAUUGAGGGGACAUGUUACAAGUGUACCAAAUGUAUAGAAUAUCACUUAUGCCAGGAAUGUUUUGAUAGCUGCUACCAUCUUUCUCACCCAUUUACAUUUCGUGAGAAGAGAAAUCAAAGAUGGAAGUCACUAGAAGGAAGAUCAGAUGAAAUUGUAAAAAAUAGAGAUGUUAAAAAUGAGAUAGAAGAAAAGAUACCACAUUUUCAAGAAAAGCAAGGCCAGGUUUACACACCCAAACACGUGGUAAAGUCACUGCCUCUCAUACUGAUUACAAAGAAGAGUAAGCUGCUUGCUCCAGGUUUCCAGUGUCGGCUUUGUUUGAAGGCAUUUUGUCUUGGUCAACAUACAAGAUUGCUACCAUGUACUCACAAGUUUCAUAGGAAAUGUAUUGACAGUUGGUUAUUCCAAAAGUGCAAUUCAUGCCCUAUUGAUGGACAAGUUAUAUAUAAUCCUUUAAUCUGGAACAAUACAGCAGUGAAUGGACACGCACAUCAGUCUGUUUCAAACACAGACAUCACUCAUCUGUCAAAGCAGCAAGAAUCAGAACUUUUUAUUCCUGGUACUGGAUUAGUCUUAAAACAAAAUAGACUUGGAAUUUUACCUGGCAUACCUGAAUGUAAUUCUGAAAAGUUAAAUACACCUCAAAGUCCGACAGAUACCUAUCAGAAUAUAACAGUUGAUGAUCUAUUCUCUAUCAAAUUAGAUGAUUCAAAUUCAAGAAAAUUAAUCUAUGAAUAUAAAAUUAGCCAGCAUUUCCCCAGGUAUCUUCAAGAUUUACCGUCUGGAUCCUUUGGGAAAAUAUCAUCUCAAACAUUUCUUCCUUCCAUUGCUCACAAGAAUAUUAUAUGUCCCGCUGGAAUGGAAAUCCCGUGUAUCAAUGAAAAAUACCACACUCGUCAAAGCCAGAAGAUGACCAAAGACUGUAAACAUAUUAAGCACAAUCCAAAGAAAACUCUUGGUACUAAAAUAAGAGAGAACAACACGAGAUCAAAUUCUUUCCUUCCAGAAGAUUUAAAUCAUAUUGCCAACUGGGAUACAACUAAACCUAAUUUGUCUAAAAGGUAUAAUAAUUGUACGGGGAAAAUUAGACAAAAAUGUAGUCAUCUAUCAAGAAGGCCUAUAUCUCACCCUUUAAAUACAAAAAGUACUGAGCUAUCUUUAAUACUGGAGGGAAUUCAGUUAUAAAAAUGUAUUUUUGAUUAACAUCAGAAAAUAUUUGAAUAUGGAACAUAA